This is a messenger RNA of Puccinia triticina, 480 nucleotides long. RefSeq lists its product as uncharacterized. The record is from RefSeq and is a predicted model, not a curated record. Lineage: Eukaryota; Fungi; Basidiomycota; Pucciniomycetes; Pucciniales; Pucciniaceae. Bases 1 to 480 code for a protein of 159 amino acids. The transcript is spliced from 3 exons.
AUGAAUUUUCUUGGACUUGGCAACCUGGCCACGAAAAGCAAAAAGUCCACCGCCAAAGGCAAAAAGAGUAGUAGCAACGGCACUGGUUCGGGGCGGGUGCGGGUGCGGGUGCCGAUCCCGCGCAUCGAGGAGCAACCGGGAGAAUCUCGGGCGAUCAUCGCCCCACCCGCCUUCCCCGGACACGUCACUGCCCCAACAAUCUUCGCCCCCACUGCCUGCGUCGCCUUCGGCCGACUCAUCUACGCCUCCGUCCGGCCCACCUCCGGCUCCGUCACGCCCACCUCCGCCUACACCUCCGUCCGGCGCAUCUCCUCCACACGGUCCGCCUACCUCCACCUCACGUCCGCCUCCGCACGAUCCAACUCUGGCUCCCUCCAGCCCACCUCCGUCUGCGCCCGACCCACCUGCGCCACGCCCAGCGGAGUCUACUUGGGAGCCUCGAACUCCGCCAGAGACUCAUCUCUCUUCCGCAGAACCUGA